CUGGCCCCAUUCAAACCGUCAAUCGCGUCUACUCCCGGCUGGUAAUCUUAAGUAGUAGCCACACGAUCAACCGACCAUACUUUCCACCACCUCUAUAUAAGGCUACCGUCAGCAUCGCACUAUCUUUGCUCUAUACACCCUGACUUAAAGCGUUCUCUGCACCAUCGAAUAUCCGCAUCUUCGUUCGGCACUAUGACUCUCGCCGAGGAGCUCCGCUCAAGAAACUUCAGCAUCUAUGGACAAUGGACGGGCGUGAUCUGCAUCGUCUUGUGCUUGGCUCUCGGUAUCGCCAACAUCUUCUCGUUCGACGUCGUGAUUAUCAUCUUUAGUGUUCUGUGCCUCAUCUCUGGUUUGAUCCUCAUCUUCGCCGAAGUGCCCUUCCUCCUCAGAAUAUGCCCCACAUCACCAAAAUUCGAUGCAUUUAUCCGACGCUUCACCACAAACUGGAUGCGCGCUGCAAUGUAUACAGUGAUGAGUGUUGUGCAAUGGCUCAGUCUUAUCAAGUCCGCUACCAGUUUGAUUGCGGCUGCCGUUUUCCUACUCAUCGCCGGUUUGUUCUAUGCGCUGGCGGGCCUCAAAAGCCAGGAAUUCGUCGGCAGCAAGACUUUGGGCGGCCAAGGUCUUGCGCAGAUGAUCGUCUAAGACUGGUCUG
This is a messenger RNA of Aspergillus neoniger CBS 115656, 652 nucleotides long. Its product is annotated as Tvp18 family protein. Bases 193 to 642 code for a protein of 149 amino acids. Gene Ontology annotation, cellular component: Golgi membrane. The transcript has 4 exons. The record is from RefSeq and is a predicted model, not a curated record. Gene Ontology annotation, biological process: vesicle-mediated transport. Lineage: Eukaryota; Fungi; Ascomycota; Eurotiomycetes; Eurotiales; Aspergillaceae.